AUGGCGUUGUGUGCCGCCAUCUUGGUGCUCACAUUGGUGAGACCGAUAGUCUGGGCCGCCGAUUUGACCUCCCAUGUUGAUCUUUUUUUGGGCUCCGAGGGUGGCGGCAAUAACUUCCCUGGAGUUGCUCGUCCAUUUGGCAUGGUCAAACUGGGUCCAGACUUAUACAUCAAGGGAACGGAUGCUUAUUCCGGAUACCUGCCCAAUGGCGAGUUCUCCGGGUUCAGUCUGAUGCACGAGCAAGGCACGGGAGGCGCCCCAAAGUAUGGCACGGUGGCGCAGUUGCCAUUGAUUGGCAAUGUCACCAACCCGCUGUCAAAUAAGACAGUUGCCCGAUCCGGCACAGACGAGGCGUCCGUGGGCUAUUAUAAGGCUCAAACCUCGGAUGGAACUGUAGUCGAGCUGAGUGCUUCUGCCCAUGCCGGUAUCUACCAGUAUACCUUCCCCGAGGGAUCCCAGGGAAAUGUCCUGGUCGACGUCUCACAUGUGCUGCCCUCCUUUCGAGGCCAGGGCCUGGGUCAGGGGUAUAAGGGAGGAAAUAUCACUGUAUUCCAUGACGGCCACUAUGAAGGUCACGGUGUGUAUGAUAACGGAUGGAACCGUUCGCCUGAUUGGUCCAUUUACUUCUGCGGUUACUUUGACAAUGCUCCUAUCAGGAACAAGACCUAUGUCGGGACUGAUGCAGGGGGUAGCGUUGAGCAAACAAACGGGUCCGCGACGUCCUCGGAGGGUUCGACUCGAAUUGGAAGCGUGUUCUCUUUUCAGGACUCCAAGGUGACCUCGCGUGUUGGGAUUUCGUGGAUCUCCACCGAAAAGGCUUGCAAGCACGUGCAAGAUGAGAUCCCAGAUGGAACUGACCUAGAUACCGUCGUCAAGGACGCCAAGUCGGAGUGGGAUUCGGAGGUCUUGUCCAAAGUCACCACGUCAAACAACAACCAGACGAGUCUCACCUUGCUCUAUACCUCCUUGUACUUUAUGCAUUUGAUCCCAACCAACCAAACUGGGGAGAACCCCGGUUGGACCUCGUCCGAGCCAUACUAUCAGGACAUUUUCACUUACUGGGACCUUUUCCGCUGUUCCACGGCGCUGAUGCAAGUCCUGCAGCCCGAGGCAUAUGAAGAACAGAUUCGAUCUCUCAUUGACAUCUGGCGUAACGACGGCUUCCUUCCGGACGCCCGUUCGUCCAACUACAACGGCCGAACCCAGGGCGGCUCCAAUGCGGACAAUAUCCUGGCCGACGCCUAUGUCAAGGGCGUCCGCGGUGCCGUGAACUGGGACGAUGGGUACCGGGCCAUGGUCAAGGACGCAGAAGUGGUCCCACCCAACGACCCGGUCGACUCGAUGGCACCAGAUUCCUCAACAAAAGAAGGCCGAGGGGCCUUGGCAGACUGGAAGAAUCUCGGCUUCAUCACGCCAAAGUAUACCCGCGCCGUCACGAGGGCCGUCGAGUAUUCCUGCAACGAUUUCGGUGUGCACCAAGUCGCCUUGGGACUCAGAAAGGACGAGGAUGCUGAGAAAUAUCUCAAUCGGUCCCGGAAUUGGCAGAACCACUGGAACCCCAACGCGACCUCCUUGGGAUUCUCGGGUUUCGUUGUCCCGCGCGAUCAAAAUGGGUUCAUCGAGACCGAUCCUUUGGGAGAUAGCGGCUACUGGGGCGACCCUUACUACGAGGCCAACUCGUGGGCGUACUCCUGGGCUAGCGUCCAUGAUAUGAAAAAGAUGGUCCAGUUGAUGGGAGGGUCUGAGACCGUCGUAAAACGAUUGGAUACCAUGUUCACCGAGGGUGCCAGUGGCUCCAGUGGAAUUAUCUUCGACUCCACGAACGAACCCAUGUUUAAUAUCCCGUAUCUGUACAAUUAUGUCGAUCGACAGGACUUGUCGGUUGUCCGUUCCCGCCACGUCGCAAAGACUUACUACCAUACGGGUCGGAAUGGACUCCCAGGAAACAGCGACGCUGGAGCAAUGCAAACAUGGCUUCUGUGGAACAUGAUUGGCUUGUAUCCCAUCACCGGCCAGACGACAUUCCUAAUCCACUCACCCUGGUUCGAGUCCCUGACGAUCGAUCUCGGAGAUGACAAGAAGCUGAAUGUCACCGCCAAAGGCGGCGAUGGAAAUGGUGACACCAACAUCCAUGUGCAGCGACUCCGGGUCAACGGGAAAGACUGGAAGAAGAACUGGCUCACCUGGGACGACAUUUUUGCCGACGGAGGGAGUCUCGAGUUCGAACUGGGCGGCAGUGCAAGUGACUGGUUCACAGGGGACUUGCCACCCAGCCCGGCUUCUUGA
Aspergillus melleus is the source of this 2286-nucleotide messenger RNA. Its product is annotated as alpha-1,2-mannosidase family protein. The transcript has 5 exons. Lineage: Eukaryota; Fungi; Ascomycota; Eurotiomycetes; Eurotiales; Aspergillaceae. Bases 1 to 2286 code for a protein of 761 amino acids. Gene Ontology annotation, cellular component: cytosol; nucleus. Gene Ontology annotation, biological process: glycoprotein catabolic process; protein deglycosylation; carbohydrate metabolic process. The record is from RefSeq and is a predicted model, not a curated record. Gene Ontology annotation, molecular function: carbohydrate binding; peptide-N4-(N-acetyl-beta-glucosaminyl)asparagine amidase activity.